Messenger RNA from Punica granatum (pomegranate), 3580 nucleotides. NCBI's taxonomy places the organism in Eukaryota, Viridiplantae, Streptophyta, Magnoliopsida, Myrtales, Lythraceae. The record is from RefSeq and is a predicted model, not a curated record.
GAGAGCAGAAGAAAAGCGGAAAAGGUUUCAUGGAGAAUGUGACUGUGUGUAGUCUGUAAUCUCUGUAUAUCAUUUCAUUCUUCUCAAAGCAACCUCUCCUCCAUAAUAUCUCCCUCUCCUUCUCUCCUUCUCCCUCGCUGGGUGGAUCCUUGGGUUGUCGAGAUCGCCAUCGAUGCCGGAUUCCACGAGUGGAGACAGAGACUGACGGACGGACCGUUGUGAGCUGAUAAUUUCAGGGAUUUCCAGCUUGAAUUGUACUCAAUUGUGUGCUUCGGUGGAGCUCGGAUAAUGGCUGCGGAGGGGGCGGGGCUGGGCUUCUCGGUGGCGUCGGUGGUGGAGGAUGUACUGCUCCAGCAGCAGGGGACGCGCCUCAGGGACGUCGACUUGGAGUCCAGGAAGGCCGAAGAAGCCGCUGUCAGGAGGUAUGAAGCAGCAGGGUGGCUAAGGAAAACGGUUGGAGUUGUUGUAGCGAGAGAUCUGCCCGCUGAGCCAUCCGAUGAAGAAUUUAGGCUUGGCCUCAGGAGUGGGAUAAUCCUUUGCAAUGUUCUCAACAAGGUCCAACCUGGGGCAGUGCCGAAGGUUGUUGAAGGUCCGUGUGAUUCUGCGGUCAUUCCUGACGGAGCAGCUCUAUCAGCAUUUCAGUAUUUCGAGAAUGUGAGGAAUUUCCUUGUAGCUGUCCAGGAGAUGGGUAUUCCUACUUUUGAAGCAUCUGAUCUUGAACAGGGAGGAAAAACUUCAAGGAUUGUGAAUUGUGUUUUAGCACUUAAAUCAUUUGGUGAUUGGAAACAAACGGGAGGAAGUGGAGUAUGGAAAUUUGGGGGAAAUAUAAAGCCUGCCACAUCUAGCAAAUCGUUCCUAAGGAAAAACUCGGAGCCCUUUACAAAUUCCUCGUCUAGAAACUCGUCAAUGAAUGAAAAGUCUUUGAGCGUGUUAGCUCCUGGCACGGACUCGAAUAAAAUGUCUGGAUCUUUGAGCAUGCUGGUACGAGCCAUUCUUUUGGAUAAGAAGCCUGAAGAAGUUCCAGCGUUGGUGGAAUCUGUUUUGAGUAAGGUCACGGAGGAGUUUGAGAGUCGAAUGGUAAAUCAAUAUGAGCUGAGGAAAAGCUCCCCAAAUGACUUUGGCGGCAAGAACCAGCUGAAAAGUACUUCAAAUGAUAAAAAGACUGAAGACAAGAAUAUCAAGCCACCGCGGAAAGAUGAAAGCUGGACCAAAAGUUCAAAUGAGGAAUCAAAAGCCCUUCUGCAAAAACAAAGAACCAUCUUUGAUGAACAACAAAGUGACAUUGAGGACUUAAAAAGUGCUCUUUAUGCUACAAAAGCUGGCAUGCAGUUCAUGCAAAUGAAAUUUCAUGAAGAAUUUGGCAAUCUCGCUGUCCAUAUUCAUGGCUUAGCACAUGCCGCAUCGGGAUAUCAUAGAGUUCUCGAAGAGAAUCGUAAGCUUUACAACCAAGUACAGGAUCUUAAAGGGAGCAUCAGGGUUUACUGUCGUGUGAGACCAUUCUUGCAUGGACAAUCGAGUUAUAUGAGCACCGUCGAGAAUAUCGAAGAGGGAACCAUAAGCAUCAGUACCCCAUCAAAGUAUGGGAAGGGGCAUAGAUCAUUUAACUUCAACAAAGUCUUCGGGCCAUCUGCAACCCAAGCGGAGGUCUUCUCUGAUACCCAGCCUCUAAUACGAUCAGUACUUGAUGGGUACAACGUAUGCAUAUUUGCAUAUGGCCAAACAGGAUCAGGAAAAACCUAUACCAUGACUGGUCCUAGACAGCUCAAUGAGCAAAGUCAAGGUGUAAAUUACCGGGCCUUGAGUGACCUAUUCUACCUUGCAGAACAACGAAAGGACACAUUUCGUUAUGAUGUUGCUGUGCAGAUGAUUGAGAUAUAUAAUGAGCAAGUCAGAGAUCUCCUCGUUUCAGAUGGAACUAACAAGAGACUAGAAAUCAGAAAUAGUUCUCAAAAAGGACUCAGUGUACCUGACGCAAGCCUGGUCCCUGUGGCAUCUACAUCCGAUGUCCUUGAUCUCAUGAAUCUUGGGCAGAGGAAUCGUGCUGUAGGGGCAACUGCCUUGAAUGACCGAAGUAGCCGUUCUCAUAGUUGCUUGACUGUUCAUGUCCAAGGAAGAGACUUGACCUCGGGGACCAUUUUCCGAGGAUGUAUGCAUCUCGUGGAUUUAGCAGGGAGUGAGAGAGUGGACAAAUCUGAGGUGACUGGAGAUAGACUCAAAGAGGCACAGCACAUCAACAAAUCUCUCUCAGCCCUCGGUGAUGUGAUCGCUUCACUCGCCCAGAAAAAUCCACACGUGCCCUACAGAAAUAGCAAACUGACGCAGCUUCUCCAAGACUCACUAGGUGGGCAAGCAAAGACAUUGAUGUUUGUUCAUAUCAGUCCUGAACCCAAUGCUCUUGGGGAAACAAUAAGCACAUUAAAGUUUGCAGAGCGGGUUGCUACAGUUGAAUUGGGUGCUGCCAAAGUAAAUAAAGAUGGUUCAGAUGUAAAAGAGCUCAAAGAACAGAUAGCAAGUCUUAAGGCAGCAUUAGCAAGAAAGGAGGAAGAGCCUAAACAUGGGCAACACUCUGUCUCUAUGAAAUCGGAACGACAUAAAAGGAAAGGUUCAGAGUUCUCUUUUAAUGCUAAUCAACUGCCUUUGGAUGCGAUCAAUGGUCAAAAUAGUUGCAGGCAACCAAUGGGUGAUGUGGGCAACAUAGAGGUAUUCCCAGACGCUGCAAUGAAGCAGAAGAAACCAAGCUUUGACCUUGACGAGCUACUUGGAAAUUCGCCUCCUUGGCCCCCAGUCCCUGGCCAAACCUACCGAGAAGACGAAAAGGAGAUAGGGAUGGGAGAAUGGGAAGACAAGGUGAUGGUGAACAAACAAGACAGAGUAUCGUUAGGUUGCUGGGAGCCCGAGAAUGCGAACUUGUCUGAUGUUUUCUACCAGAAAUAUCUCAAGGAUUCCCCCAAAAUCUUCCCAGAGCAAACAUAUAACAUGUUCAUGGGAGGCAAUGAGUUUAGUAACAUGGGUGGUGAUGAUGUGGAUGAUCUUGAUGCUGCCACAAGCGAUUCCUCUGAGCCAGAUUUGCUCUGGCAAUUCAAUCACACCAAAUUGAAUGGGAUCACAAACGGAGUUGGACUAAAGGCUGGUAAACCUGUUGCAUCAAAACCGACAAAGAACUCAGAUCUGAGGAACUUGAACACGAUUCAAGGUCCUUCCCCAUCUAGGAAGCCGUCAAACGGAUCGGGUCUACCUCUGCACCAAAACGGAAGGCAGCAGAGCGGUGCGGACGGGAAAAGGAGACUCAACAACAGAAAAUAACGAGAUUCACGUAUAGCCACGUAAUAAUAUCUUAUUCAUAAUUUUUUUCAUUUUUUCGAUUUUUUUCCCUCUAGAAAGAGUGAGAGUGAGUGAGAUUUUCCUAUAUAUAUAUCCUCUUCUUUUUCUUUUUCCCUUCUUUUUAUGGGAGGGUUUUGUGAUGUAAUGUGCAAUGUUUCUACAGAGCAAUAAGGCCAGUUGCUGCUCCUAUUGAUUGUAUUGUAAUUAAACUCCUUCAGACCUUCUAUAUGGAAAAGAACAGAGGAUCUUGUAUUUAGCA